Messenger RNA from Pyricularia pennisetigena, 1083 nucleotides. RefSeq lists its product as uncharacterized. The transcript has 2 exons. NCBI's taxonomy places the organism in Eukaryota, Fungi, Ascomycota, Sordariomycetes, Magnaporthales, Pyriculariaceae. Gene Ontology annotation, molecular function: oxidoreductase activity, acting on the CH-OH group of donors, NAD or NADP as acceptor; NAD binding; magnesium ion binding. Bases 1 to 1083 code for a protein of 360 amino acids. The record is from RefSeq and is a predicted model, not a curated record.
AUGAAAUCCUACAGCAUUGCCUCUAUACCAGCGGACGGCAUCGGCCCCGAGGUCAUCGAUGCCUCCAUCGCCGUCCUCAAGACCCUGGCCGACACGCUGGGGUCUUUCAAAUUAGAAUUCACCCAUUUUGACUGGUCUUCAGACACGUACAAGAAGACAGGUAAAUAUAUCCCGGAUGGCGGCCUGGACGAGCUCAAAAGGCACGACGCCAUCCUGUUCGGCGCAGUUGGCAGCCCCGACGUGCCAGACCACGUCUCUCUGUGGGGUCUCCGCCUCGCCAUCUGCCAGCCGUUUCAGCAGUACGCCAACGUCCGCCCGACCAAGAUCUUCCGCGGCACGCGGUCCCCCCUCCGGGACUGCGCCACCUCGGACCUGGACUGGGUCAUCGUCCGGGAGAAUAGCGAGGGCGAGUACGCCGGGCAGGGAGGGAGGUCCCACCGUGGUUUGCCGUGGGAGACGGCGACCGAGGUGGCUGUUUUUACCCGCCACGGCGUCGAGCGCAUCAUGCGUUUUGCGUUUGAGCUGGCGAGGAACCGGCCGCGGAAGUUGUUGACCGUGGUUACCAAGAGCAACGCGCAGAGGAACGGUAUGGUGCUGUGGGAUGAAGUCGCCGCCGAGGUCGCGCGGGACUUUCCGGACGUGACGUGGGAUAAAAUGUUGGUCGACGCCAUGACGUGUCGGAUGGUGCUGAAGCCCGAAAGCUGCGAUACAAUCGUUGCAUCCAACCUACACGCCGAUAUCCUUUCUGAUUUAGCAGCAGCUUUGGCGGGUUCAAUUGGGAUUGCGCCAACCUCGAAUCUGGAUCCCACCCGCAAAAACCCCAGCAUGUUCGAACCGAUCCACGGAAGUGCUUUCGACAUUACAGGCAAAGGAGUCGCAAACCCGGUGGCCACGUUCUGGACCAGCGCCGAGAUGCUCGCGUGGCUGGGAGAAAAGGACGCAAGCGAAAAACUGCUGGAAGCCGUGGAACGGGUGUGCGAAAAGGGUGUUGUCACUGCAGACUUGGGUGGGACAGCCACAACGAAGCAGGUUACCGAUGCUGUUAUUGACGAGAUCAACGCCUUGUGUGCCAAGUUCAGUUAA